CGCAUUUCCGACAUUGAUUAAGUCUAUGAUCCGAUCCAACGCCAUGACGAGUCUUAAACCAGGCGCAACUAUGUUUCUGAACUGAAUCCCUGAAUCAUUUCAGCCACCUUGCUAUUACGUGGGUGUAGCCGACCUCACCUCAUCUAAGCCAUCAGUUACCCAAGGCGCAACUUGAACCCUCCCCUUGAGAAAUCAGCAAACAGUCCAGGCACCAGAUACACGACCUCACUCCCGUCAGCGUCAAGACCCUCCGACCAGAGUCAUUUCGACCUGGCUCCGUCUCCAUGGCAGACAAACCCUGCGCCCACUUCUCAAAACAUGGCUGCACGACACUGGUGGCAAAGGAUGGAGAGCUCUGCGAUACGUGCCAAAAGAGCAGCUGUUGAUGCAUUGGCGGUCUGCCGGACAUGGCCGACCGCCGUUGCCCCACGGUCCAGUCCCGAAUCUGAACCCGCAAGGACGGCACCGAUAAUGGAAACCACAUAACCAUACGCGGAUUCACCCGUUCAAGUGAAUUAUCCCAAGUGCAACUACACGAUGCCUACAUGUAAGCAGGUAGCUCAUACUUGAGCUCGCUGGUGAGGACGACAUUGGGCCGCAUGCAUUUUUCAGGUUAUCAUGUUUAUAUGUAAUAGGGGGCUGUAAUGGACGUUGAGGGGCCGAGCCUGUCUUUUCAAGUUGUUGAUUUUGGGUCACGGUGUGAUUAGACAGAUCACAGUGAUGUUAGGAGCCUACAGUCUCAUGUGCUCUAAGUUGUUGGGGUCGGUGGGCAGAGUUGCAAACGUUAAGUCAGUUGGCCAUCAUUUCUUAAUUCUCUUCUGCCCACUCAACCUUACCCUUUAUGCUUUGUAGAUCGACCGUCAAUAACAUUCUUCGGCUCAAAAGACGCUGUCUAAAGCAAAUCAUUGGACGGAAAAUUGGUGAUGCGGUG
Messenger RNA from Parathielavia appendiculata, 931 nucleotides. RefSeq lists its product as uncharacterized. The transcript has a single exon. Lineage: Eukaryota; Fungi; Ascomycota; Sordariomycetes; Sordariales; Chaetomiaceae. Bases 319 to 486 code for a protein of 55 amino acids. The record is from RefSeq and is a predicted model, not a curated record.